AGCUGUGGCCUGCGGCUCCCGGGCCGGUAGCGCCGCUGUCGGUCGCGCGGACCGCUCGUGUGGAACCGCGGGUCUCGGGCGCUCGCCGCCGGCUAUAGCUCAGCCCAGCGCCGCCGAGGCCGUCGGCCACAGCCUCCGUCAUGGACUUCGAGGACGAUUACACGCACAGGAGUACUUACCAGGGCUUUAAUGGAAUGGAUCGUGACUAUGGCCCUGGAUCUUAUGGAGGGAUGGAUCGUGACUAUGGCCAUGGAUCCUAUGGGGGUCAAAGAUCCAUGGACUCCUACCUAAACCAGUCAUAUGGCAUGGACAAUCACAGUGGUGGUGGUGGGGGUAGCAGGUUUGGACCUUAUGAGUCUUACGACUCCAGGUCUUCUCUGGGUGGGCGAGAUCUGUACAGAUCUGGCUAUGGUUUUAAUGAACCCGAACAAAGCCGCUUCGGAGGUAGUUAUGGUGGUCGAUUUGAGAGCUCCUACCGGAAUAGCCUUGACUCUUUCGGAGGUAGAAACCAGGGCGGGUCUAGCUGGGAAGCACCUUACUCCCGUUCAAAAUUGAGGCCUGGGUUUAUGGAGGACAGAGGAAGAGAGAAUUACUCUUCCUACAGCAGUUUUUCUUCACCCCAUAUGAAGCCUGCACCUGUAGGCUCUCGGGGGAGAGGAACGCCUGCUUAUCCUGAAAGUACGUUUGGAAGCAGAAACUAUGAUGCUUUUGGAGGACCAUCAACAGGCAGAGGCCGAGGCCGAGGACAUAUGAGUGAUUUUGGAAGCAUUCAUAGACCCGGAAUUGUUGUUGACUAUCAAAACAAACCCACCAAUGUCACAGUUACCGCUGCAAGAGGAAUAAAGAGAAAAAUGAUGCAACCAUUUAAUAAGCCUGGUGGAACCUUUAUCAAGAAACCCAAGCUAGCAAAACCUGUGGAGAAGAUGAACCUCAGCAAAUCACCCACAAAAACUGAUCCUAAAAAUGAAGAAGAGGAAAAGCGGCGAAUUGAGGCUCGGCGAGAGAAACAAAGGCGCAGAAGAGAAAAAAACAGUGAGAAAUAUGGAGAUGGAUACAGAAUGGCAUUCACAUGUUCAUUUUGUAAAUUUCGAACAUUUGAAGAAAAAGAUAUUGAACUGCAUCUGGAAAGUUCUUCACAUCAGGAAACAUUAGAUCAUAUUCAGAAACAAACCAAGUUUGAUAAAGUAGUUAUGGAGUUUUUGCAUGAAUGUAUGGUGAAUAAAUUCAAGAAAACAUCUAUUCGUAAGCAACAGACAAAUAAUCAAACAGAAGCAGUCAAAGUAAUUGAAAAAGAUGUUAUGGAAGGUGUUACUGCAGAUGAUCACAUGAUGAAAGUCGAGACUGUUCACUGCAGUGCGUGUAGUGUGUAUAUCCCUGCUUUACAUAGUUCAGUUCAGCAGCACUUAAAAUCCCCUGAUCAUAUCAAGGGGAAGCAGGCUUAUAAGGAACAAAUAAAAAGAGAGAGUGUCUUGACUGCUACAAGCAUUUUAAAUAAUCCAAUAGUGAAGGCACGAUAUGAACGUUUUGUUAAGGGUGAGAAUCCUUUUGAAAAUCAAGAUCAUUCUCAAGAUCAACAAAUAGAAGGAGAUGAGGAAGAGGAAGAAAAGAUUGAUGAAACUAUUGAAGAAGAGGAGGAGGAAGAGGAGGAAGAAGAGGAGGAAGUGGGGGAAGUAGAAGAAGUGGAGGAAGUAGAGGAAGUGGGAGAAGGUGGAGGAGUAGAGGAAGGGGGAGACAUAGAGGAAGUGGGGGAAGGAGAGGCACUGGGGGAAGGAGAGGCACUGGGGGAAGGAGAGGCACUGGGGGAAGGAGAGACACUGGGGGAAGGAGAGACACUGGGGGAAGGAGAGGGAGUAGAGGAAGAAGCAGCAAAGGAAGAGCCUAUCAGCUUCCCUGUCGACCAAUCUGAAGAAAAUUAAAUAUGAGGUAUUAGUCAGAUUUAAAAGAAGCUUUAAAUUUUUGUCCUAAUGUGGAAAAGGGUAAGAAUUUUAAUAGUUUAAAAUAUGAGAGUUAACACCCAUGUUGCAUGCAUUCCACACAUUAAAAUUUAUUUUAUAUAAUUUCUAAAUGUUUGGCAUUUGUUUAAUAAAAUGAAGGUAAGACUAUUUUAGUUUAGUUUUUAUAGUUAUCAAACCUAGAUUCGAUAAAUUGUAUAAUUUUUAAGCUUAAUUUUUAUUACUUUGUUGGUGUUAAGGAUAACAGAUGUGUAUUGUUAGUAUAUCUAUUCUAAUCAUUUGAACUUAAAUGCUGCUCUUGGGAGUAUAUAUUCAAGUGUGCAUUAAUGUUUUGAAUACUUACCCUAGAAGAGAUAAAUUGGGCAAGUAUUUUGUGCUCUGUGUAUUUUUUUACUGCAUUGGACAUUAAAUAGUAAUUUGCGUUAAGACACGCUUAAAAGCUUUUUGUGACCAUGUUUCCCUUUGUAGCAAUAAAAUGUUUUUUAGAAAAACUCUCUCCCUGAAUUAGCAAUUUUAAAUGAAACAGAGUUCAUUAAUUAAAUGAGUAUUUAAAAUCAGGACUUGCCUUAAAGUAUGAGUUCAGCUCACAAGUAUUUCAAGAUGAUUGAGAAGACUUGAAUUACAGAAAAAAUUUACCUCAAUCAUCAUAUUUUUAAAAAGUAUGACUAAAAUAUUUUUUUUAACAUAUUUGAAAUAGAGGUAAGUCUAUAACUGACCUAUGUAUUUUUGUUUUAAUUCAUUCCUUUUAUCUGUGCCUGUGUCAAAUCUUGAAAUCUUGACAAUACAUUUGAAUACAAAUAA
Messenger RNA from Equus caballus (horse), 2753 nucleotides. RefSeq names its product zinc finger protein 326 (gene ZNF326). Gene Ontology annotation, biological process: regulation of DNA-templated transcription elongation. The record is from RefSeq and is a predicted model, not a curated record. Gene Ontology annotation, cellular component: nucleus; DBIRD complex. Gene Ontology annotation, molecular function: DNA binding. NCBI's taxonomy places the organism in Eukaryota, Metazoa, Chordata, Mammalia, Perissodactyla, Equidae.